AAAGGCCGGGCAGUGAGCGGCCGCAGCCUCUUGGUGCGAGCCGCAGCUACGCUUAAAGCGUUCUUCGUCCGCGAGUUGCAGGCUUCUGUGCUUGGCUUUACUUAGGUUCUCCUCCGUUCGCCACCGCCGCUGUCAGUAUGGCCGAAGCUGAUAUUGCACUGAUUGGAUUGGCUGUCAUGGGCCAGAACUUAAUUUUGAACAUGAAUGACCACGGCUUUGUGGUCUGUGCUUUUAACAGGACAGUCUCCAAAGUUGAUGAUUUCUUGGCCAGUGAGGCAAAGGGAACCAAAGUGGUUGGUGCUCACUCCUUGAAGGAGAUGGUCUCCAAGCUGAAGAAGCCUCGGAGGAUCAUACUUCUCGUGAAGGCUGGUCAAGCUGUUGAUGAUUUCAUUGAAAAACUGGUUCCGUUGUUGGAUGCUGGUGACAUCAUUAUCGAUGGGGGAAAUUCUGAAUACAGGGAUACCACAAGACGAUGUCGAGAUCUCAAGGCCAAGGGAAUCUUGUUUGUGGGGAGUGGAGUUAGUGGUGGAGAGGAAGGAGCCCGGCAUGGCCCAUCACUCAUGCCAGGAGGAAACAAAGAAGCUUGGCCCCACAUCAAGACAAUCUUCCAAGGCAUUGCAGCAAAAGUAGGAACUGGAGAACCCUGCUGUGACUGGGUGGGAGAUGAGGGAGCAGGACACUUUGUGAAGAUGGUACACAAUGGGAUUGAGUAUGGCGAUAUGCAGCUCAUCUGUGAAGCUUACCAUUUGAUGAAAGACGUUCUGGGCAUGGACCACAACGAGAUGGCAGAGGCAUUUGAGGAGUGGAAUAAGACAGAGCUAGACUCAUUCCUGAUUGAAAUCACAGCCAGUAUCCUCAAGUUCCGAGAUACCGAUGGCAAACACCUGCUGCCAAAGAUCAGGGACAGUGCAGGGCAGAAGGGCACUGGCAAGUGGACGGCUAUCUCAGCCCUGGAGUACGGUGUUCCUGUCACCCUUAUUGGAGAAGCUGUCUUUGCUCGAUGCUUAUCAUCGCUGAAGGAUGAAAGGAUACAAGCUAGCAAAAAGCUGAAGGGUCCGCAAAAGAUCCAGUUUGAAGGAGAUAAGAAGUCAUUCCUGGAGGACAUUCGGAAGGCCCUCUAUGCUUCCAAGAUCAUCUCUUAUGCUCAAGGCUUCAUGCUGCUACGACAGGCAGCCACCGAAUUUGGCUGGACCCUCAACUAUGGUGGCAUUGCCCUUAUGUGGAGGGGCGGUUGCAUCAUCAGAAGUGUAUUCCUAGGGAAGAUAAAGGAUGCAUUUGAUCGAAACCCAGAACUUCAGAAUCUACUGCUAGAUGACUUCUUUAAGUCUGCUGUUGAAAACUGCCAGGACUCCUGGCGGCGGGCUGUCAGUACAGGUGUCCAGACAGGCAUCCCCAUGCCCUGCUUCACCACUGCGCUUUCCUUCUAUGAUGGGUACAGACAUGAAAUGCUGCCAGCCAACCUAAUUCAGGCUCAGCGGGAUUAUUUUGGGGCUCACACCUAUGAACUCUUAGCCAAACCGGGACAGUUCAUCCACACUAAUUGGACAGGCCAUGGUGGCAGUGUGUCAUCCUCUUCAUACAAUGCCUAACUGGACUGUUUGUUACCCACCACAAUUCCAUAAACCAGGACAUUCCAUUCGCCACACAACACUGCUUACGUGGCCCUUUGCCCUACUCUCUGCUCAGUUCUUAAUAAAGUGCUGUCAGAGACUCCUCUGAAAGAGUCAAAUAGUUUAUAUGUAAAGUAGUUCUUGAGAACUAUCAUGCCCUCUGCCCUUGCCUCUUGGGGCUGUCCAGGAACUGAUCAUGUGCGUGACAGCUGUGAGGCAGCUCCUUGAAGUGGUCAUUUCCACAUGCUCUCUGUGGACUAGUGAGCCCUGUAAGUCGCCCUGGUGGGGGCAGCAGCUCUCAUCUCACAGACGGGAAGGGUUUUAGGGAAUUUGAUUAAACUGCAACCUUUGUAUCAUGCAGCUGAAUUGUCUUCCCUCUACUUAAUAAAAGCUACAUCAUAUUUAUGCUUUUUAUCCAGACUCUUCAAUAUUUUCAUGUCAAUGACACUGAGCUGUUACUAUUUCCAUUAGCAGAAAGAUUUGCAACCAGUUUUGUUAUAUUUGAAUCAAUUUGUUUCCUCCAGCCUUGUUAAAUUUUCCUCUUUGUUAAAAAAAACAUUCAGGAUAAUAUAAGAAACAUCAAAUUUAGGGUAAUGAUUAACUCUGGGAGAAAGAUGAGGAUACAGAAGGGACUCUGAUGUACCGGUUACGUUUUAUUUCCUAAGCUGAGUAAUGGGUAUGUGGAUGCCCACUGUAACAUUUUUUAUUCCUUUUUGUAUGUCAAAUAUUUCAUAAUAAACUUUUUAGAGAAUCACA
Molecule: messenger RNA, 2366 nt
Organism: Trichechus manatus latirostris (Florida manatee)
Lineage: Eukaryota; Metazoa; Chordata; Mammalia; Sirenia; Trichechidae
Gene: PGD
Product: phosphogluconate dehydrogenase
Exons: 13
Coding region: 138-1589 (483 amino acids)
Biological process (GO): pentose-phosphate shunt; pentose-phosphate shunt, oxidative branch
Cellular component (GO): cytosol
Molecular function (GO): NADP binding; phosphogluconate dehydrogenase (decarboxylating) activity
Source: RefSeq, a predicted model, not a curated record